CAUAUAAAAACCCCUCAAUGCCACAACUAUAUUCCAUCCAUAAUUCAUAAGUUGAUUAUCUACACAAACAUAAUCUCAAAGUCUAUCCACUUUUUAAAGGAUAAAAAACUUUUCUUGAAACAAAUCAUGGGUGCCCAAGAUUUGCAUCAAAAACAUUGUGAUUUGUUGGAAAUUAAAAGAAAAUGCAUCAAAAACUCAUCAAGAAAUCUUUUAUGGAACAAGGUUAUGGAAGCUAAAGCCAAGGGAACAUGGUUAGGAAGUUGGAUACAAAAGAUGGAAGCAAAAGGAGGCCAAAAACAACAUUCAAACUCAGGUAUAAUGAAGCUCAGAAGAAAGAAUAAUACUGCUCUAAAGAUGAUAAAAAGAAAGCGGGCUCGAAGGGCGGGUCAAGAAGGUUCUAGAAGGUGUACCAUGAUCGAAAAGAAGGUUCGAACCUUGAAGAAAUUGAUCCCAAACGCGGGCUCGUCGGUUGGUCUUGAUGGGCUGUUUAGAGAGACUGCUGAGUACAUAUCAAAUUUAGAAAUGAGAGUGAAAAUUAUGCAAGCUGUGGUAAAUGCAUUGUCAAAGUCUUGAGUCAAUUUGAUUGUUUACUUAAUUUUAAUGAUUUACAAAGUAUAAUGAAGAUGAUGUAUGAAAGUAUAUGAUCAUAUGAUAUUCUGUAGUGUAAUUAAAAAAAAAAACCUUUAUUUGCAUUA
Molecule: messenger RNA, 695 nt
Organism: Helianthus annuus (common sunflower)
Lineage: Eukaryota; Viridiplantae; Streptophyta; Magnoliopsida; Asterales; Asteraceae
Product: transcription factor UPBEAT1
Exons: 1
Coding region: 127-573 (148 amino acids)
Biological process (GO): regulation of DNA-templated transcription
Source: RefSeq, a predicted model, not a curated record